AUGACCGGACCCCCUCCACCCCGUCCGUCAGGGACUCCGACCGGCUCUACCUCUCUGCCAAGCGGUACGAACGCCCCUCCGCCCUCUGCCGUUCCCUCAGCCCAACUACCCCUCCCUACCUCGUCGGACUUGGGGACGGUCGGCUCACCCGCGAAGAAACGCAAGUCGAGCGUCUCGGGUGCGAUGCCUAUCCUUGCGCCGUCUGAGCCGGUCGCAAGGGAUGCAGGUGACAGGACGGACGAGGGAGAGUCGGAGGAGUUGUCGAGAAGGGCGCCGCGUACUCAGGCCAACGGCACGACGUCCUCCUCCUCCUCGACCAUCCCGCCCGCCCAGCUCCCUACCGCCGAACCGAAGAAUGCAGCGCUCUCAACUCGCCUCUCCCCUCCUCCCCUCGCGCCCCUCUCGCUCCCGACCUUCCCCGUCCUCCCACCCUCCAUUCCCUCCCCCUCGCAAACGUUCCAAACCCCCUCCCAAGUCUCCUCCAUCCUCUCCCUCCCUCCCAACCUACUCCUCCAACUCGCGCGCACCGAUUCGCCGCUCGAACAACAGGCGAUAGCCGAGAAGAAGGGCGUCAAGGGGUAUUUGAGCAGUAUGGCGAUCCCGCCCCCGAGUCCGACGACGCUUGUUACGACGCUCGUGAAGGAGGGCGGAGGAGGAGGACUGAUUGGGUUACCGGUUGUGAACGAGGCGAGCGAGAAGGAGGAACUCGCGGCGGUUCCGACCGGCUCGGCGGGAGGGCUCCCGGCUCGCACGUCGACUCCCUCGCCUCUGCCCGCGUAUUCGCUCCCGCCCGAUCUCUCACUCACGUCCUCCUCCGCCACGACCUCUUCAGCCCUCGUCACCACCAGCACCUCCCCCUCUCCCUCCUCCCCAACCGGGGCAGGCCACCCCGCCAUCCCCGUCCUCCUAGGCCAAAUCUUCGCCCCUCCACCUCUCACUCCAGGCGUCCUCGCUCCGAUUCCCGGCACCAGCGGGAUCGGCGAGAUCCUCCGCGGCCACGGACCUGCGUCCGUGCGCGAGUUCGCGAGUGUCGAGGAUUGGAGUUACAGGACGGCGAAGGACCAGGUGUUUUCCUCGCUCUCGACUUCCGCCUCGACUGCGGCUGCAGCUCGACCAGCACUCGCGACCUCCCCGUCCUUCACCGAGCGGGAAAUCUCCUCCCUCGCGUCUCAAAUCAAAGACUGGGCCUUGUCGGAACAAGAAAAGCUCAUCUCGCACCAAGUCGUCGAGUCGAAAUCCGCCGCCGUCGUACUCGCCGCCGCGCACGCCACUUCGAGCGUUGCAGAGAAGGAGCAAGGCGGGGAGGACUUGAGUGCGUAUGCCGAGGUGUACAAGAAACAGCUCGAUGCGCUUGCGAGUGGGUACUUUGCGCAGUUGCAUCGGGAUGCGUUGAAGAGGUUGACGGAGGAGAAGGUUGGGAGUCAGGGUGUCGGGUCGAGGAGGGGGUCGGAGACGGAUCAGGCGGUCGAAGCGCCGUUACCCAGCACGUCGGGCGGCGGUCCCGACUCGUCCCUCUCGAGUGUCCCAGUUCUCUCCUCGUCUCAAGCCCCGACUCUCACCUCCCUCACUUCGCUCACGUCCUCCCGCUCUCAAGCCGAAGCGAUGCACGUCCGCGCCUCGGCCGCAGCAGCCGUCGCAGCGCAAGUAAUGGCCGCUACCUCUCUCGCCCGGCAGGCAGGGGAGAAACUCGCCGACUUGGGCGUGGAUCCGAGGAAGGUUGUCGAGGAGGUGGAGGAGUUGGUUGGGAGUCGGGAGGGGAGGAGGGGAAGCGCGGGGAUGGAGGAGUUGGGGAAGAUUCUUGAGAGGGCGGGGAGUAGGAGGGGCAGUAGGCAGGAGGAGAGGGACGAGAAGGGGAAGGGAAAGGAGGAGGUUGUCGUCGUGCCGGCGCGGAGGGCAUCCGAGGCUGGCAGGAGCGACGCGAUGAGUAUCGAGGAGGUGGGGCAGCAGCCUGCGGCCGCCGCGACUUCGGGGGACGCGGUUGCAUCGACUUCGUCUUCUGCGCAAGUCGCGGACGCUCGACCCGCCUCGGCAGCCGACCUCGCUUCCCUCCCAACCGCGCAACGCCCGUCCCGCACGUCUCCCUCCUCUAGCCGGUCGGCCUCCGUCGCUCAAGCCGCACCGCCCGCGCCCGUCUUCGUCGCUCCCCAACAACCCGCAGACCUCGCCGCCCUCGCCUCCCCCGCAAAGCGCGACUACCUCCUCGCCUACGCUCACCAGCUCUACUCGACGAACCCAGCGAGCGAAGAACUCCUACCGCUCCUUCAUACGCUCGAGAACGUCCAUCCCGAUCAUCUGCCGACGUUGCUCCUCAUCAGCUGCGUUUACUACACGCGUGGAGAACUCGAGAGUAGCUUGUACUACAACAAGCGGCUGCUCGAGCAUGAUCCGUCUUACGUCGAGGCGAUGUCGAAUAUCGGGACAACGUUACGCGCGAUGGGCAAGUGGAAUGAGGCAGAGGCCUGGUGGUGGAAGGCGAUCAAGCUGCGCCCGACGUACUGGGACGCGACAGAGAACCUUCUUGGCGUCCUCUGCAACCCAGCGACCGCCGCCUCGCCCGAAGCGCUCGCCGCAGCAGGCGUUGCCCCUCCACCCAUCGAGCCGCGCUACCAAGAAGCGCUCGCCCUCUGCGACUACGUCGAGUCGCAGAUCUUCGCACACGCCGCAUCGCUCGCUCAUCCAGCCGUUCCUCCGACUGCCGCCUACUUCGACCCUGUCCCUUACCUGCCUCGCCCUCGCACCCUUCCCUCCGUCAUCCCGCAGAACCACGUCCAUCGCCUGCAGAACCUCCUGUACGCGAAGGGGAACCUCCGCCUUACGACGCAGGAUCCGGCGCUCGCGCAGGACGAGUACGAGAAGGCGAUCGAGCUUGCCCUUUCGCUGCCCGAGUGGGCGCGCCGUCUUCCCAGCCUGCUCUGGCCCGUCGAAGGAUGCACGACUCGCGAUCUCGUUGUCGCCGCAACGGUUGUCGGGAAGAUCCUCGCCGCCUUCGCCGAAGCCGGCUCGAACCCCGCUAGCGCGCAGAAGGUCUCGCAGAUGGCGCAGCAGCUUGGCGUGGCAGACGAGCGCGGCAGCGUCCCCUUCGAACGGCUUCUUCGGACGAUCAAAGACGGCGGAGACGCUUACGUCCAGCGCUUGCUAGCGAUGGGCGGAGGCGUGGUGCCGACCGUCUUGCUCGAGCCGCAGAUGCUCGUGCAGCUGCCGACCAUGCUCUUCUCCGAGAUGCGCGGGACGCUUCCGUCGAUGCUGGAUCCGGCGAUCGUUUCGGGAGAAGCGCACGAGGCCCGUGACCCGACCAGGCAACAGACGGUCCAGUCGACCAACCAGACGACCUCGACUAUGCUCCUCACCCUCGCCAAAGGCCUUCAAGACUCGCUCGGACCGACUUCAGCGUCGCGAUCGACUAUCGGCGGAAUCCCUGCGAGUCAGAGCCUCCUCCUUCCCCUCUACUACGUCGCCCUAGCCCUCUACCCGAGCCCGUCGACCUGCAACAACCUCGGCAUCCUCCUUUCAACGCUCAACGCGACUACCAUCGUAGCCGGCGCCGACCCGUCCAAGCCGCCUGUCGUCGUGACCGGCCAGAUGCUUGCGCUGCGGUACUACGAAGCGGGGCUCAAGCUCGACCCUAAGCACCCGCACCUCUACACCAACUACGGCUCGCUCCUCAAGGAUCUCGGCAAGCUGCCCGAAGCAGUCGCCAUGUACAAGCGCGCCGUCGAGUUCAACCCGAACUUCGACGUCGCGCUCGCCAACCUCGCGAACGCCGUCAAGGACACCGGCCAGAUCCAGGAGUCGAUCCCUUACUACCGCCGCGCCGUCGAGCUGAACCCGAGCUUCCCAGAGGCGAUCUGCGGCCUCGUCAACGCGCUCGGCGGCGUAUGCGACUGGCAGAACCGCGGCGGAGUCGACGAGGAGUGGAUCGUCGACGACAAGCUGCAGCUUCACCACGUGAAGAAGCCGACGAACGGGAGGCGGAUUCAGGAGGGUUACCACGGCGCCAUAGCCGACCUCGUGCGCAAGCAACUCCACGACGGGUACUCGUACGGCGUCGGAUCGCUCGCGGCGUGCGGCACGAUCCAGCAGUGGUUGUCCGUCAUCAGCCAAGCGUUGUACGGCGUCGAGCCGGCGCAGGUGGGAGACCUGAUGAAGCCGUGGGCCGCGCGGCUGACCUCGCUGUCCGGCAAGCACGACCGCGCAGCUUCGCUCGUCAACGAGGGCGGCUACCUCAUCCGGCUUGUUGAGCGCCUCAUGCGGCGCAUCCAGCGGAGGUGGUACCUCGCGACUUUCGGUCCCCAAGUCUACGCCAAUCCUGCGGCACCCGCGCCGCAACCUAUCUUCCCGAAGACGAGCGACAUCGCGCACUACCGUCGCCCCAUGCUCCCGCCGUCUCUCCCUGCCAUCCCCGUCCCUACCGUCCUCCCCUUCCAUUGCUUCACGCUCCCCGUCACCGCCCGCGAGACCCGCCUCAUCUCGCACCGCACCGGUCUCCGCAUCUCUCACGCCACGCUCAACCAGCCUUGGAUGCCUCCCAUCGUCUACCCGCCGCCUCGUCCACCGGUCGACGGCAAGAUCAAUGUCGGCUACGUCUCGUCCGACCUCGGGAACCACCCUCUCUCUCACCUCAUGCAAAGCGUCUUCGGCUUGCAUGACUUGUCGCGCUUCAACGUCUUCGUUUACGCAACCUCGCCGAGCGACAAGUCGCCCUACCGCCAGAAGAUCGAGGCCGAGUCGCAGCACUUCCUCGACGUCUCGCACCUCGGCACACAGCAGAUUGUCGAGCGCAUCGUCCACGAUCAGAUCCACAUCCUCAUCAACCUCAGCGGCUACACAAAGGGUGCCCGCAACGAGGUCUUCGCGGCGCGCCCCUCGCCCGUCCAGAUGAGCUACAUGGGCUUUGCUUCGACGCUGAGCGCCGGCUGGUGUGACUACUUCAUCGUCGACCCUAUCGUCUGCCCACCUCAUCUCAUCUCGGGCAACCAGUGGCGCUACAACAACGGCUAUACGCUGGGACGUCUGCCAAACGCGCAGCCUUCGCCGAGAUCGACCGAUUUUGAAGGCGACAUCGACCCCGAGUCUGACAGCAACCGCUUCGUCUACACCGAGAAGCUCAUCUACCUCCCGCACUCGUACUUCGUCACCGACCACAAGCAGGCGUGGAGGGAGGAGGAGACUGCUGCGCCCGUCACAACGUCUCUCGCGCGCUCUGAGGAGACGACCUGGGCGCUCGAGGAGGCGAAGCGGCUGCAGAUGCGCAGGCAGAUGUUCCCGAAUCUGCGCGACGACACCGUCAUCUUUGCCAAUUGGAACCAGCUCUACAAAAUCGACCCCUUUAUCUUCCGCAUCUGGCUCGAGAUCCUCAAGAAGCACCCCAACUCGGUCCUCUGGCUUCUUCGCUUCCCCGCGCCCGGCGAGGCUCACCUCAAGGAGACGGCUUUGCGCUGGGCGGGCAAGGAGGUGGCCGACCGCGUCAUUUUCACCGACGUCGCAAACAAGAACGACCACAUCCACCGCGGCCGGAUCGCUGACCUCUUCCUCGAUACGACCGAGUGUAACGCGCACACGACCGCCGCCGACAUCCUCUGGUCCGGCACGCCCAUCCUCACCUUCCCUCGGCAUGCGCACAAGAUGUGCUCCCGAGUUGCCGCAUCGAUCGCCAUGGCCACCGGCUUUGGACCGCAGAUGAUCGUCAACAACGAGCACGAGUACGAGCGCCGCGCUCUCGAGCUUGCUGCAGGUCUCGUCUACGAUACCAUCCCCGCCGACCCGUCAAAGCCGCCAACGACCCUCGAAGGACGGGAGCAGCGCCGCUCGAAGGGCGAGUUGGCCGAGCUCCGUAAGAAGCUCUUCCUCACGCGCGAGCAGAGUCCGCUGUUUGACACGAAGCGUUGGGUCCGCAACCUCGAGAAGGGUUUGGUCGAAGCCUGGACGCGCUGGGUCCAGGGCACCGAGUUUGAAGACGCCCCCGAAUGGACCGCAGGCCCCGGCAGGGCAAGCGCCGCCAUCUUCAUCCCGGACGACGUGGACGGCGCCAAUCUCGAAUCUCGCAAGCCUUACUUCUGA
Molecule: messenger RNA, 6057 nt
Organism: Rhodotorula toruloides NP11
Lineage: Eukaryota; Fungi; Basidiomycota; Microbotryomycetes; Sporidiobolales; Sporidiobolaceae
Product: polypeptide N-acetylglucosaminyltransferase, glycosyltransferase family 41 protein
Exons: 9
Coding region: 1-6057 (2018 amino acids)
Biological process (GO): protein O-linked glycosylation
Molecular function (GO): protein binding; glycosyltransferase activity
Source: RefSeq, a predicted model, not a curated record